This is a messenger RNA of Staurois parvus, 737 nucleotides long. The record is from the annotation of a GenBank genome assembly. NCBI's taxonomy places the organism in Eukaryota, Metazoa, Chordata, Amphibia, Anura, Ranidae.
AUGGAGACCUGGGGGAGGCUGCUCAGCCUGGGCCUCAUUCUUCUGUCUAUCUCCUUCUCAGAGACACAGAACUGCCAGGCCAACAUGCCAGGGUUACCUGGUGUCCCUGGCAUUCCUGGACCAGAUGGAAAUGAUGGCGAUGACGGGAAGAAGGGUGAAAUGGGACCACCUGGUUUCUUUGAAGGUUGGAACAAGGAGGAACAUCAUGGAGACCCCGGGCCUGCAGGAAACCCUGGAAAGGUGGGUCCUAAAGGUCCAAUGGGGCCCCCAGGACCGCCGGGCCACCAGGUCAGAAAGGGAGGAAGGGGGACUCUGGAGAAUACAAGACAGAUGGCCACUCUGCCUUUUCUGUAAGGAAAUUGACCCCAGGCUUACCCCGAAGAGAACAGCCUGUCCGCUUUGACCAGGAACUCAUCAAUGUCAACAAACAGUAUAAUACACUGACAGGAAAAUUCACCUGCCAGUCCCCGGGCAUCUACUACUUCACCUACCAUGCCACCUCCAGGGGUAACCUCUGCGUCAACAUCAUGAGAGGCAAACCGGGUACCAACAAGCAGAAGGUGGUGAACUUCUGUGACCAGGUCCUCAACCUCUUCCAGGUGACCACGGGUGGUGUGGUAUUGGAGGUGCAGAAAGAUGAGACCGUAUGGCUGGAGACCACCGAAAAGAACAACCUGCUGGGGACCGAUGGGGCCGAUAGCAUCUUCACUGGCUUCCUCCUCCUCCCGCUCUCCUGA